CAAAUAAAACUGAGCUUCAUUUCCGUUAAUCUUAAGCUACUACAAUGAAAAUCUUAGGUCUUUCGUCUUUUUUUCAGCCAAUCGCAAACUGACAACACAUGUGGCUUGGCAGGUUGCUUCUGGGUGACGUUUUUUUCUCCUAUCGGUCUUUUUAAAAAGCCGGUCCAAAUCUGUAGGAAGUUUUUGGAAUUGUUAUUCGUAGUUAAUGUCUGUAUUUUUAUAGUUAUAUCAUCAUGAAAUUCAUCUUGUUAGCCCUUUUCAGCUGUUUUAGUAUUGUACUAGGUGAAGUACUCGACCUUUCAGGUGCUGAUUUUGAAGACCGGGUGUCAGAACACGAUGCUAUUUUAGUGGAAUUUUUUGCGCCAUGGUGUGGCCAUUGUAAAAGACUAGCUCCUGAAUAUGAAAAAGCUUCAACAGUACUAAAGAAAGCUGAUCCACCUAUUCCUCUUGCUAAAGUGGAUUGCACAUCUGACAAUGGAAAAGAUACUUGUUCAAAAUAUGGUGUCAGUGGUUAUCCAACUCUGAAAAUUUUCAGAAAUGGUGAAUUUUCAUCUGAAUAUAAUGGUCCAAGAGAUGCUGAUGGUAUUGUUAAAUACAUGAAGGCUCAGGUUGGGCCAAGUUCCAAAGAACUGAAGACACUGGCAGAAUUAGAAAAGUUCACAGCUGAAGAGACAGUUGUUGUCGGUAAUACAUUUUUUAUACUAAUCUCGUUUUAUUUCAGUCACAUUGUCUUACAUCGUGCAAAGAAAUACUUCAGCAAAUUUGAAGAACAAGAUGUUAAGUACUCAGGAUCUGCAGACAAAACAGAAAUAGUUGACUUUGUCAAAUCUAGCUACCAUGGACUUGUUGGUUACCGAACACAUGAUAACCAUGGUGACUUCAAAGCUCCUUUAAUUGUGGCAUAUUAUGAUGUAGAUUAUGUAAAGAAUGUCAAAGGUACCAAUUAUUGGCGUAAUCGCAUCAUGAAAGUAGCUCAGAACUACAAAGGACAAGUCAACUUUGCUGUUAGUAACAAAGAUAAGUUUUCUGCUGAAGUGGAAGAUUAUGGUUUAUCAGCUAAAGGUGAUAAACCUGUUAUUGCUGCUAGAAAUGAAGCCAAUCAAAAAUUCAACAUGAAGAAAGAAUUUAGUGUUGAGAAUUUUGAAUCAUUUGUCAAAGACUUCUUGGCUGGCUCUUUAGAACCUCAUCUGAAAUCUGAAGACCUACCAGACGACAAUGAUGGGCCUGUUAAAGUUGCUGUUGCCAGAAAUUUCCAAGAAUUAGUGAUUGAUAGCGACAAAGAUGUUUUAAUUGAAUUUUAUGCUCCUUGGUGUGGACAUUGUAAGAAAUUGGCUCCAACUUAUGAAGAGUUAGGAAAAGAACUUGCCAAUGAAGAUGUUCUUAUUGUUAAAAUGGACGCUACUGCGAACGAUGUACCACCUUCAUUUGAAGUGCAUGGGUUCCCUACCUUAUAUUGGGUACCAAAAACCCACAAAACUACUCCCAAGAAAUAUGAGGGAGGCAGGGACUUGAACGAUUUCAUCAAUUACAUUUCCAAGCACGCGACCAGUGAAUUAAAAUCGUACGACAGAUCUGGAAAGAAGAAGAAAGAAGAGCUAUAGGACUUCAUUAUGCCAUAGUAUCUCAUGUCUCAUGUUGUAAUAUAUUGAUUGAACAAAUAAUGUAGGCAUCAUCCUGUUCUCUGUUUUUUCUAAAGUUGAGGGACCGAAAAGUGCUCUUUUUUUUCUUUUUUUUAAAAUAAAGCUACUUCGUUCUUUUUUUAUAUAUAAUUGUCAAGACUUAUUUAUAACCUCUCAUCUACAAUAUUUCCAAUUUCAUCUUUUUCUUGGGAGGAAACCAUCACUGGAGAUAAUAAUAAAUAUUGAAAUCUUUUUCA
Parasteatoda tepidariorum (common house spider) is the source of this 1876-nucleotide messenger RNA. RefSeq names its product disulfide-isomerase A3 (gene ERp60). Gene Ontology annotation, cellular component: endoplasmic reticulum. The record is from RefSeq and is a predicted model, not a curated record. Gene Ontology annotation, molecular function: protein disulfide isomerase activity. Gene Ontology annotation, biological process: response to endoplasmic reticulum stress; protein folding. Lineage: Eukaryota; Metazoa; Arthropoda; Arachnida; Araneae; Theridiidae.